AUGAUCUGGCUAUCAUUCAUACCAUUUCUCCUACUAUCCGGUUUAGCAACCUGUAAGAAGUUCGAUAAAGAGACUCAAGCAGUCUUAGAACAACUUCAAGGCACUUGGAAAAGCCAAAGCGGAAAAGUCACCACCGGACCCACAUUCUUCAACCCAACAGAAGAAAUCCUCUAUGAACCACUCCUCCCUGGUCUUUCGUAUUCCUUCAACAUCACCGGACAUUGGGAAUCUGCCGCCUAUAUCAUUGAAGGAAAUAAUCGAAAUCAUUCCUGUCCGAAUGCAAAAUUAAUCUGGCAACAUGGGACAAUCAAAUAUAACAAAAAAUCCAAAAAAUUAUUUUUGAUCCCAGAACGGGAUGAUGGAAGACAAUUAAUUAGUGAUCCUUGUUUUGAUGAUGGGGUUUCGAGAUAUUUGAGAUAUACUCAAUUAGAAGAGUUGAGUUUUGAAAUAGAAAUGGAUGAAUAUUUUGAGAAGUUGAAGUUACAAUUGUUUAAUUUUAAUGGGGUGAAGAAACAACCAAUGUGGUUGAGUUCUAGUGAUGUUAAAAUUAUGACGCAACCACAAAAUGUUAAGACAGAUGAAGUUAUUGUACAGGAAGGUCCCUUAAAAAGCGAGUUGAAUGGAGGCGACAAUGGUCAUGAUAUUGGUCUGACCAGAGAUGCACAAAAUGAAAAGGUUAAGGUUAAGAAAGAAGAAAAUAAAACAAGUAAGGCCACUUUCUGUGCAACCAACCUGAAAGAAAAUUCUACCGAGCUGGAAUCUAGCUCUUUCAGUGAAGCGGUGAAUCUGGAAAUUGGUCCGGAUUCUGCAACCUUUCAGUGGAUGCUUGACAGAGAAAGCGGGUCCACCACUGGUAGUGGGUUAAUCUUCGAGAAUGGGAGUGGAUCACCAAAAGAGAAUACCGUUAUUCAAUUGAUCAAGAAUGACUUUCCAAACACUGGCGAUGAAGGUAACAGCAAAGUGACCCUACUUUUAUGCUCCCGAGCAGGUAGAGAUUCUUGGUCAAAGCAUUUGAUAAUCAGCGGGAGUAGCUUGAAAGUUUAUAUGUCGAAAGGAUACAAGGAAAACUCAAGAAGGUUUCAGGACUACAAUGUCGUCAUAUCCACAUACCGACAACCCAUAUUUCAAGAUAAGAGAGAUUCAGAAUUUAUGCAAUUGGCAUAG
Molecule: messenger RNA, 1164 nt
Organism: Hemisphaericaspora subhashii
Lineage: Eukaryota; Fungi; Ascomycota; Pichiomycetes; Serinales; Debaryomycetaceae
Exons: 2
Coding region: 1-1164 (387 amino acids)
Biological process (GO): 'de novo' protein folding; budding cell apical bud growth
Cellular component (GO): endoplasmic reticulum; endoplasmic reticulum membrane
Source: RefSeq, a predicted model, not a curated record